Wallemia ichthyophaga EXF-994 is the source of this 1458-nucleotide messenger RNA. RefSeq names its product putative 26S proteasome non-ATPase regulatory subunit 3. Gene Ontology annotation, biological process: regulation of protein catabolic process; ubiquitin-dependent protein catabolic process. The transcript is spliced from 6 exons. The record is from RefSeq and is a predicted model, not a curated record. Bases 1 to 1458 code for a protein of 485 amino acids. Gene Ontology annotation, cellular component: proteasome complex; proteasome regulatory particle, lid subcomplex. NCBI's taxonomy places the organism in Eukaryota, Fungi, Basidiomycota, Wallemiomycetes, Wallemiales, Wallemiaceae. Gene Ontology annotation, molecular function: enzyme regulator activity; protein binding.
AUGGCGGCAGAAGAAAUCGAAAUUGACCAAGCCGAGAAAGCGCCACAAGAAAACAGCAAGCAGGAUGUGAAGCCUGUACAGACUGUUAUCGAUGAAAUCAGACAGAAUGCGUCUUUGAUUGAGAGAGCUGUAAUCACCACGGAAUCUAGAAUUACCAGCAGAGUCUUACGUACUUUGACUACGCUGCGUAAGAGACUAAGCGAUGAGGUUCUUCUUCAGGCAAUCCAGCAGCUGGGAUCUCGCAAAUACAAGACUCAGUUAAUGCCAUACCUCUCAAACGACAUGCAAGUGGAUUCGUCAUUAGCCCAAACAAGCGAAUCUGGCACUUUACCUGAAGUUGACAUAUAUUUGUCUUUGCUGGUGCUUUUGCGACUAAUUGACAAGCCAAAUCUGAGCAGCGCCCUCGAGUUGGCAAUAACAACACUCAACAACAUCCAGGCACUCAAUAAAAGAUCGUUUGAUCCUCUUGCAGCCAAGGUCUGGUUCUAUUACUACAGAAUACACGAACUUCUCGGUCAAGAACAAGAAUCACGUACUCAACUUUUAGCCGGUCAAAGAACAGCGGUGCUCAGAAAAGACACUGAUUGCCAAGCAGUUAUCCUCAACUGUCUUUUACGCUGCUACAUCUCAGCUAAGGCAUACGAUCAAGCUGACAAGCUGAUUGCCAAGUCAACAUUCCCAGAAGGCGCAGGUAAUCCACAGCUUGCCCGUUAUCUGUACUACCUUGGUCGCGUCAAGGCUGUUCAACUAAACUACAGUGACGCUCAUCAUAACUUGCAACAGGCAAUCAGAAGAGCACCAAGCGGAAAUAUCGCACCAGGCUUCUUACAAAAUGCCUACAAGUUCUUUGUUGUGGUUGAGUUGUUGAUGGGAGACAUACCAGAACGUUCGAUAUUCAAACAACAACUCCUUAAAGGCUCUUUGGAGAAGGGUGGCUACUUGGCUAUCACACAGGCAGUCAGAGUUGGUGAUUUAUCACUCUUUGCAGAUGCUUUAUCGAAGCACAGUGACAGCUUCAUACGUGACAGCACGUACACACUCAUCCUGAGACUUAGACACAAUGUUAUCAGGACUGGAUUACGUAUGAUCUCAUUAGCUUAUAGCCGUAUUCCACUUGGGGACAUAUGCGCAAAGCUGAGACUUGAUUCAGAGGAAGACGCAGAGUACAUAGUCGCGAAAGCAGCAAGAGAGGGAGUAAUUGAAGCAACGAUCAAUCAUCAACAAGGUUACAUGGAGAGUAAGCAAGGAGGAAACAUCUACGACACUGAAGAGCCACAAGUGCUGUUCAGACAAAGAAUCCAAUUCUGUAUGGAUCUUCAUAACGACAGUGUCAAGGCGAUGCGCUACCCACUUAAAUCCAAGGACGAUGAUCUUGCCAAAGCGGAGGAAGCUAGAGAACGCGAAUCGAGAUUGAUUAAGGAGAUUGAAGAUGGUGAUAUUGGCAGAGGGGAUGAAUAG